UUACUCCAGAAACUGGGUCUAAGCAACAUGCUCCCCAAACACAUGCAACAAAGGGAUGUUUUAGUGAUAGAUGCUUUAUCUCAGAAUCUUAAGCCACCUCAUGAAUUGAGAGGUUCCAGACUUAUUUGCAUUACAAAUUUAGUCUGGCGAUGCCAGGCUUGUUCGUAGUGCUGAUAUUUACAGACAUUCAGGGGUUACUACUGAAUGUACAGCCACACUCCAAAUAGUGACAUGUCACUGUGAUGCACAAUGGAUAUUUUAUUUUACCAUUAGUAAAUGUCCUGUUUUUCCCCUAAUUUUACAUUUCAUUGGCUGUUGAAAAAAACAACUUGAAACUAGAAACUAGAAAUUAGAAAUUAAAGACAAUGGGCCUCAUUCUCGAAAAUGUUCUGAAGUUUCUUCUGAAAUGUUUCUUACGGGCUUCGGAAAAACAACGUAAGAAAAAAAUUAAUGAACGCUUGAAAAUGUGUUCCUACGCAGCAGAAUUUUUCUGAGCUGUGCUCCCUUGGAAGAGUUUUCUUAAAUUGAAAGCGCAUCCUCAUGCUCCUGAAUUUGCAUACAUACACGCCCCGACAGCUCCUAAUAAGGGCACGCAACAGCAGUGACGUGUGCAGUCAGAAUCGACACAAUUAGGAAAGCAACAGGAACGCACGUUAUGUCCAAGCAAAAAGCAAUUGUGCCAUAUUGUAUGCCUAGGGUGCACACUCGUCCCUUUAGGUCGAGUGAUCAGUGAUAAUUGGAUGGCCUGGUUGAAUUUAUAUGAUGUUCAAGUCCAAGUGCAAGUUAAAGGUUUUAUUUGUCACAUACAACAUCAUACCAGUAAGAUGAGCAGUGGAAUUGUUCUCCACUGGAUCUAACAGUCUACCAUAGCUUCAGAGAACGUUGUUUUUGUUCAUGACGAUGAUGCUUUUUUAAACUUUGGCAAGGAAACCAUCCAAGAAGUACACAGUGAAGAGCAACACAUUUACCCGAUGGAUAUUCACAUGGCAGUUUUCCACUGUGCUGAUGAUUUUUUGAGGCAGUACAUAUUUUCAAAACUCUCCAGUUGCCAGUUUGGCCUGCCCCUGCUGGUACCUAAUCCCUUUACACAGGAAACUGAAUUCCCUCUCUGGGCCCUUCGGAACAUCAAGAAGUCAUGGCAAAGUAAAUCUAAAACAGACAGCCCUGGUAAAUACCAGAGCAGACACAUGUUUAAUACACCAGUGCCAGUUGUAUCCUUCAUCAGAUUGGGAGAGUCGUCCAUUUCCAAGUCCCAGAUCUUGAACAGUGUCAUUAGCAAACAAAAGCACACUGUGUUUUUCCAUCGUCAUUGCAAAGGCAGCACCCGAGACUGUCUCCUCAUGGACGGAGUUGUGGAGAUCACCUGGUACUGUCCAGCGGGGAAGGAAGAUGAUGUUUUUGACGAUUGUGUGGCUUUUCUGAACCUUCAUGGUGAUGCCAGAGACCAUCCAGAGCAACUUGAAUUUAUGCAGUCAGUGAGCACUGUGAAUGUUGUUCUACUUUCAGAACAUCCCUUAGAUGAAGAAAGAAAACACAUUUCCAAGAAUCUUUUCAAGUCUCCUGUCCCUCUGAUUGUCCUUUUCUCCGGACAGGAAAAACGUCCGACUUUAGAAAACCCAACAAAGGUGAGAUUAGCUGCCAAAAACAGGAACGAGGCUGAGCUGAACAAAGAAAUAAUAUCACACAUCCAACACUGUGUCAACAUGUACGAAAAGAAGACAAGCAUUGAACUAUUUUGUGACAAAGCAAGAAAACAUCAGUUUAAAGUGGACGAAGACAAGAAAUCCUGCAGAGAUGGUCGUGAACAAGCCGAGGGUUUGAUGUCCCUGUUGAGGGAGGAAAGAUCAUCGAGUCUCAAGGAUAAACUUUUACCUCUCCAAGGAAAGCUGUGGCAUGAUUGGUGCCGGAAAGAUAAGGAACAGUAUCGUCUGAAAUGCGAAGGAAAAGAAAGUUUGCAAUGUCAGUUGGAGGCCAUCAAGAAUGAGAAAGCCGCUAUUCGAAAGAAACAACUUGAGGCAGCUUCACCACCUAAUGAUUUCAUGAGGUCAUUUAUAAACUGUUUAACAUCCCCACAUCAUUCACAAGAGACUAGAUUAUACAUGCUGCAGUGGCUGAGAAUGUUCCUGGAUGAAUUCAGCUUUGGUGCACUAACAGGAUAUGAGGAAGAGUACCUCUCAACAUGGGCAACAUUUAAAUGUGGCCCUAAGGUUAAAGGAGGAUCAACUAGCACAGAUCCUCUGCUUAUGAAACUUAACACAAUAUCUGACAAUAUGAAUGCUACCACAAUUGGACUUCAGCACAUCAUGAGAGAAACAAGCCAGAUGUAUGAAGUUUUCAAGCCUACAAAACGUCAGAAGGAGACAUAUGAACUUAUAGAAGCUCUUCCUGCAAUAGGAGCUGAGAUGCUGAUGUCUGGGUUGCCACUAGAGCUGAUGGAUGGAGAUGCGGCCCACGUGCCUCUGUUGUGGAUUCAGGCUGUCCUGGACCGUCUUACUGAAACACUUGGAGACAAGAAGGUAUUUGUGCUGUCGGUUCUUGGACUGCAGAGCUCUGGGAAGUCCACACUACUGAAUGCCAUGUUUGGUCUUCAGUUCACCGUGAGCGCAGGCAGGUGCACAAGAGGAGCCUUCAUGCAGCUAAUCAAGGUGGACCCGGCCUUAGUGGACCAGCUGAAGUACGAGUAUGUUCUGGUGGUGGACACAGAGGGCUUGAGACCACCAGAGCUCAGUACUAAUACGUCCCUCAGUCAUGACAAUGAACUGGCAACUUUUAUUAUCGGAAUAGGGGACAUCACCAUCAUUAACAUCAUGGGGGAAAACCCAUCUGAAAUGCACGACAUCCUGCAGAUUUGUGUCCAGGCAUUCUUGAGGAUGAAACAAGUUAAAAUCACACCAAGCUGCAUCUUUGUGCACCAGAAUGUUGCAGAGGCCUCAGCUGGCGAGAAAAACAUGGAGGGAAGAAUAAAUCUCCUGAGGAAAUUAGAUGCUAUGGCUGUAACUGCAGCAAAAGAGGAGCAAAUUGACAAACCUGUCACUGGCUUUAGUGAUAUAAUCCAGUUUGAUGUAAGAACUCAAGUAUUCUACUUCCAGGGGCUUCUAGAGGGAGACCCCCCGAUGGCCCCUCCCAACCCCUCCUACAGCCAGAACGUUCAGCAGCUGAAGAACAAGGUGCUCUCCAUCGCACAGUGGAGGUCAGGCUGUAGAUUUUUCACAUUAUCUGAAGUAAAAGAUCGGAUCAGUGACCUAUGGAAUGGUCUUUUGAAGGAAAACUUUGUGUUCAGCUUCAGAAAUACACUCGAAAUUAUGGUGUACAUUGAUUUGGAAAAAAAGGUUUCUGAAUGGUCCUGGAAACUGAGAAAACAUGCCCUGGAUAAAGAGAAUGAGUUGCUCAACCAACUUCACAGCAACAUCAUCAAGGACGUGAAUCCCAAAGAUCUGAUUGAUGAUUUUUAUCAAGUUUAUGAUCCCUUGAAAGAGGAAAUAGACACAUACUUUAAGGAAAACAAAAACUCAGAAAUCCUUAUUCAAUGGAAAGUCACCAUUGACAGGCGGUUGGAAAAUCUGAAUGGGGAGCUCAUUCAAGACAUCAUAAAGAAAUGCAAAGAUGUCAUCACAAUCAGGAAAAGCCGAUCCGAACUUGACCAUAGAAAUUCUGAUUAUGAGGCAGAAUUGCACGAAAUUAGCAAAAACUUGGCAUCAAAACUAAAAGACCAAAGACUUACCGACCAGGACGUGGAGAAGCAGUUUGACUCAAUCUGGACGGACUGGAGCACCAAAGUGGCAAAUGAUAAACCUCCAGAGAAACCUGUUAAUGUUAGAGCUGCAGUGGAAGAAGUCUUACAAACGAAUUUUUCUAAUCAGAAGGACAUCACAGACAAGAUUAGAGGUGAAAGGGGCCUAUUUAUGUUGGAUGUUAAAAAACACGGAUACCUAGCGUGGUGGAAGUCACUGGAUACAUGGCAUCUGUUACACAGAAAUCCAGACGACUGUAUGAAUCAGUAUACACAACAAGUGACAAACAGUGUCAACAGAUAUAUCACUGGAAAAGAAGCUGAAGGUAGGGAUUUCAAUGAUAGCUUCAUUCAUGAAAUAUUAAGUAUCAUAACAAGUGAGAUCAACAUUUACACAAAGUCAAAUAAGGUUGAAUUCCCAAAAGAAUACCUAACUGACCUGUCUGUUCAUCUGUGCAUCAAAGCAGUUCCAACAUUUAAGAGGAUGCAUUCAUCGUUCAGGAAAACAGUAAAUCCUCUAACAUACUUGAAAAGCAAACGAGAUCAGUAUCUCCAGAUGUUUAAGAACUUAUGCAAAGGAGCAAACUCCAUCACAAUAUUUGCUGAUUUCCUCUGUAAACAGCUGGAACCAGCAAUCAAACAGCAAAUGAAUCAGAAAACCAGCAGACAGAUUAGUGAUUUAUUAAUACACAACCACCCAGCCUUUAAUGGAAACAGAUCCAAUCUUGAGAAUCACAUACUGGAACAUCUUGCAGAAAAGCAAAGCUUUGAAGACUAUGAGGAAUACAUUGACCAACCAUAUACUUAUUUUAUAGGUUUCAUCCAAGAACAUGUGAAGAAAUAUUGUGCAAAUGACAAAAUGACAAACAUGCAUAUUGAAAACCUAUGUUCCCUGGAAAGUGUGGUUUUAACAGUGAAUACAGAGGUAACAGCAGAAGUGGUUACACAACGUGGUGAUGCCAAAACAUGGCUUGACAGUUUCUGUAAGGAACUUGGAACACACAUGGUGAUAAACAGAGAGGAUCUGAAAAGCAUUGAAAAUGAAGAUAUUCAGAACCUGACAGAACUCAAAGAGAUGAUGGCAAAAUGUCUUAAUGAGAUGGUGAAGAAGAUGAAAGAACAAGAAGAGCAGAAUUCAGGAAAAGAGUCUUUUGCAACUUUGGAAAGCCAAGCCACCAAGCACAUGUUAGAUCAUCACCAAGGAUGUUGGGCCCAGUGCCCAUUCUGCAAAGCCAUCUGCACAAACACCAUCCCAAACCACGAAGGUGAUCACAGUGUUAUAUUUCAUCGUCCUCAAGCUGUAGCUGGCAAUAAUUGGAAAGAUACAGAUCAUUUUGCUAUUGAGUUCUGCACCACAUCAAUAGGCAGUGAUGCUUAUUUUGAUUCUAUUCCCUACAAGAGAUACAGAGAUGCAGGUGAACCAUAUAAUCAAUGGAUCAUCACUGCAGAUGAUAGCACUCAGAGAUACUGGAAAUGGUUCCUUUGUACUUUUCAGUCUCAAUGGGAGAAAAAGAAAGGAUACAGAUUUGCUGGCAAAGGUGAAAUCCCUUCGGGCUGGAAAAAGAUCACCCUACAAUCAGCACUGGAAGAACUCAAGUAACUGUCCCAGCAAGUACAGAAGAACAAACCAUGACCAUGAAAUACAUCAAACUAUUAUAACUACUUGUAAUUAAUCACUUGUUCAUCAUGAUUAUCGAACUGUGCAUAGACGGCCAUGAAGGGAGAACAUCUGUGUCUGUCCACCAGAGAAUUAUCUUCAUGUCACAGUUUGAAGCAUGAAAUGGGUCAAUAGAUGGACGUUGUUGUAAUGAAAUUCAGUUUAUAUUGUGAGAUGACUUUGCACCACCAGUGGUCAGGAAUACAUGACUGGACAUCUCUGAUAACUAGGAAGACGUGAAGAGAUGUCAAGGUCCUGUUAUUGAACAAAUGACUAGCACAAGCUAGCUGUUCAUGAUUUAAGCUGUCUUUAAUGUGACAUAUACGGUAAGAACGUCAGAACUGUAGGCAGAUACAGAUGUCUUUAUAUAGCUUGACCUAGGGUCAACAUGUCAAAUUGUAGUUGAGAUGUUUUUGUUUUACAAUAGUUGAGAUGUUAAUAAUGUUGCACUGUGUCUGGUAGCUGAGAUGUGGUGACUUAGCACUGCCUGCUAAAUACAGAUCAUUCCUUGACUCUGAUCACCUAAAUAAUGUUAUAACUCUGCACUUCUGAUCCUUGAUCUUCUGCUGUACUUUCUGUAUAAACCCUUUGUAUUCUAGCUUUGGAUAAGUGUCUGCUAAAUUAAUACCAUGUAAAUGUUUGGAUUUGGUACAAAAAGUUCACCUGUAACUAAAUGUAGAGAUGUGUGUUUGCUGUGAACAACAUACCUUGAAGUCUCAGAGAAGGGAGUCCGGCCACAGAAAGAUGAUAUUAUAUUACAUAGUUUAUAUCUAUGAGGAUAAACCUCAAGAGACAUAGAUGAUGUCGGCCAUUUUGUAUGAAUAUUAUAUGUUGGGUCACACAUGUAGGAAUAUGCUAGAUUAGUUUAUGCUACUGCAAUAUUAUCGUAUAUCCAGACAUUAUUAAUCUUAAGAAAUCAAAGAAAGUUGUGUUACAUUUAAAAGAAACAAUUUAAUUUUUUUAUUUAAAACGUUUUUAUUUCUAAAUGGGGGAAAGUUUGUGUUAAUUCACACUGAAUAUGCAGCUCGCUGAAAAGAGAGCCUGGUUUAUCUUACUACAUCUUUAUUGGUAGUACUUAAGACUUGAUGACACAAUGAUUGUCCUUCCUGGAUCAAUAACCAAAGCUUUAUUAUGAGUAUAUGUAAGACUUAUGUGAGAAACUGAUGCAACACAUGGAAUUAAACACAUUGUUUGCAAAUCACCAAAGAAUAUACUUGUUUUUCUGUGCAAUUGCUCAAAACAACCAGAUUGCCCUCUCUAAAUAAUAAUAAAAAUAUAACAUCAAUAUUUCCUGUGUCUUAAAGCAUUUUUUACUUUACUAAAAAAAUAUUUAAUUGAGUCCUAAGACUUGUCCACAGUGCUGUAUAUGGAAUGUGAGGAUGUAAUAUGAAUAUUCUUGCUGCCCUGCGUGGGUUUCAGCCCCUCCUCCUCCCGCGAGGGGAGUUUACAGACGGGGCGUCAUGAUCGCCGGAGCAGCUGACCUGCGCCCUCUAGUGGCGCACUGCGGGUGGU
This is a messenger RNA of Osmerus eperlanus (European smelt), 6899 nucleotides long. RefSeq names its product interferon-induced very large GTPase 1-like. The record is from RefSeq and is a predicted model, not a curated record. The transcript has a single exon. Lineage: Eukaryota; Metazoa; Chordata; Actinopteri; Osmeriformes; Osmeridae. Bases 972 to 5330 code for a protein of 1452 amino acids. Gene Ontology annotation, molecular function: GTP binding.